This is a messenger RNA of Nerophis lumbriciformis (worm pipefish), 1644 nucleotides long. Lineage: Eukaryota; Metazoa; Chordata; Actinopteri; Syngnathiformes; Syngnathidae. The record is from RefSeq and is a predicted model, not a curated record.
AUGAGGUUCCGACAUGUGUCCUUUUUGACGCUCGUUUUGUUGGGACUGUGCGGGCUGGUCUCGCUGUCUUGGUACACCGCCUUUAGCAGCUCCAGAGGAGAUGCGGUGGACAUCUACCAGAGAGAGUUCCUGGCCUUGAGGGAACGCCUACGCUCGGCCGAGCGGGAGAACUUGCGGCGCUCCAAAGAGCUCAACCUGGUCCUGGAUGAGAUCAAGAGGAUCAUCGCUGAGAAACAGGCCCUGCGGGACGUCAACAGGACCUGGAGCAGCCUCUCCGAGGAGACCAGGAUGAAGUUGUGGAACGUCAGCGCUAGCAAGAAUUACCUUCAACUUCCCUCCGUCCUGAAUCAUCUUCCUCACCUCAUCAACAGAGAAGACAGCCUGCAGCCCGCCGUCCACGUGGGACAAGGACGCACCGGAGUUUCCAUAGUGAUGGGCGUCCCCAGCGUGAAAAGGGAGGUGCACUCCUACUUGGCGGACACGCUCAGCUCUCUGAUGUCACAACUCAGCGCCACCGAGAAGGACGACUGCGUCAUCGUCGUCCUCGUCGCCGAGGCAGACCAUCAGUACGCCCUGAGUGUGGCCCAGAACCUUCAGCUCCUUUUCCCCUCAGAGAUCCAGUCGGGCUUGUUGGAGGUGGUCUCACCGUCUCUCCACUUCUAUCCGGACUUCUCCCACCUCCGCGAGUCCUUCGGAGACCCCAAGGAGAGAGUCAGGUGGCGCACCAAGCAAAACCUCGACUACUGUUUUCUAAUGAUGUACGCGCGCACCAAAGGGACAUACUAUGUGCAGCUAGAAGACGACAUCGUGGCGCGACCCUCCUACUUGAGCACCAUGAAGAACUUUGCCUUGCAGCAGCCUUCGGAGGAAUGGAUGAUUCUGGAAUUCUCUCAGCUGGGUUUCAUCGGGAAGAUGUUCAAGUCUUCUGACUUGUCUCUGAUCGUGGAGUUCAUGUUGAUGUUCUACAAGGACAAACCCAUCGACUGGCUACUGGAUCACAUCAUGUGGGUCAAAGUCUGCAACCCGGAAAAGGAUGCGAAACACUGCGAUCGACAAAAAGCCAACCUGAGGAUUCGCUUCAAGCCGUCGCUCUUCCAGCACGUGGGAACGCACUCAUCGCUCGCCGGGAAAAUACAGAAACUCAAGGACAAAGACUUUGGCAAGCAGACGCUCCGCAAGGGACACGCCAACCCGCCGGCUGAGGUCAGCACCAGUCUCAAGACGUACCAGCGUUAUACACUGGAGAAGGCCUACCUGGGGGAGGACUUCUUCUGGGCCUUCACCCCCGCGGCAGGCGACUUUAUCCGGAUACGCUUCUUUACGCCCGUGAGGGUCGAGAGGUAUUUCUUCCGUAGCGGGAACGCGGAACACCCGGGAGACAAACUAGUCAACGCGUCAGUGGAGGUUCUUCCGUUCGACAACAUUCAGGCUGACAGAGAAGCUUUGGCGGACAGGAAGGACAUAAGCCACAAAUACCAUCGCACAGAAGAUGGAUUCAUUCCCAUUGGAAUGUUCCAGAAAGGCAUCGCAGAAGGUGAGGUGGAUCCCAAUUUCGGACCCUUGGAGGCCAUCCGCCUGACGGUCAUCAGCGACUCUCCAGUUUGGAUCAUCCUCAGUGAGAUUUUCAUCAAGAAAAUGGAUUGA